AUGGAUCACAUUUUUGCAAGAAGUAAAGGAAAAGGAGACAUUCUGGCGCCACUCUCUUACAAUACGCAGUCGGGUUCACCCGGAUUACGUCCAGAGUACGUUGAUGGUCUUAAAGCGUUUUUUGAUGUGCUAGACAGUCAACGAAGAGGCACUGUUUCUUAUGAAACUUUGUGUGCUCGUCUCUGCGAACUCCCUCGACCGGCUCUUCCACCCAAUUUUCUCAGCUCUAUUGGACGCGUUACACCACCGGACGGCCAAAUCUCAUUUGAUCGCUUUUUGGCAGCAGUGAAAUUAUCGCUUAAAGAUCAAGAGAUUAACAAUAAUAAUAUCCCAAUGGGAAGCCUCUAUCGAGUGCAGAGUGAAGGCCGUUUGGCGCAAAGCAGUCAGCAACAUCAAAAGCGAUCCCCGCCAAUGAUGGGAGUUAAUGGAUUGGAUCAACGAAGAGUCAUUUAUGCAUCGAAUCCAAAUUUGGGUGGACAUUCACCAAAUUAUGAGAAUGGAACAGUGAUGGCACAAUAUGGACAAGUUGUGAUGAGACCGAAAAAGACGACAGUUCGUUCACAAAAGGAAGCAUCAAGUGAGCAUCGAUUACGUCAUCCAUUACCACCACCUGGACAACCACAGAAAAUUGCGGUACCUGGAAGAAGGCCAAUGUCAACGAAUAGUUACAACAGUGUUGCCUCAUCUGGUCUUGAAAAUAUCGUGUGGCGAAAUUCGGUGAUGUCGAGUUCAAAUUCCGAUUCAACGAGGCGAAACACGAUUUGUGAGGAGGAUGCAUCGCCGAGAAUUUAUUCUUGUAAAGCUUUG
This is a messenger RNA of Mesorhabditis belari, 807 nucleotides long. Lineage: Eukaryota; Metazoa; Nematoda; Chromadorea; Rhabditida; Rhabditidae. The record is from the annotation of a GenBank genome assembly.